This is a messenger RNA of Rhodamnia argentea, 2507 nucleotides long. Its product is annotated as transmembrane 9 superfamily member 12-like. Gene Ontology annotation, cellular component: membrane. The transcript is spliced from 3 exons. Lineage: Eukaryota; Viridiplantae; Streptophyta; Magnoliopsida; Myrtales; Myrtaceae. Gene Ontology annotation, biological process: protein localization to membrane. Bases 239 to 2236 code for a protein of 665 amino acids. The record is from RefSeq and is a predicted model, not a curated record.
ACUUGGAGUGUCGUUUCCGGUUGCGGUCAACUUCCGUUUGUCCAUUCAUAAAACCCAAGUUUCUUCCCAGAAAGUUACCCAAGAUACUGACGAAUCUGUCAAUUUCCAUCAAUGGUCGCAUAAGUAGCGAGAAACGAGAACGAGAAGAGCUGCAAUUUCAUCGUUUGCGAGAUAGAUCAAAGGAUCUCCUGAUCUUUGGCCUCGUGCCGAUGAAGGACGUUUUUCUUGCUGCUAAGCCAUGAAAGAUCUGAAAUUUUUCGUCGAUGAUUGGACUAUCAAGAUGACAAGCUCUGCAAUCAGGAGUUGGGUUUUCUUUGCACUCUCUUCAAUUUGGUUUUCUUUGGCAAGAAGCUACAUGCACACAUACGUCAGCAAUGAUCAUAUGUCUGCGCAAGUUAAUUCUUUGACCUCCAUUGAGACUUUGCUUCCCUUGAGUUACUAUGGUCUCCCAUACUGCAAGCCCAUGGAAGGGAUCCGAAAACGCGUCGGCAAUGUGGGCGCCGCUCUCAUGGGAGACCAGAUUGUCAACUCGCCGUAUCGGUUCCGAGGGCAUGUGAAUGAGUCCAUCUACCUCUGCACUACUAGUCCCCUGAGCAAGCAGGAGGCGAGGCUCUUGAAGCAGCGCAUUCGCGAUAUGUACCAAGUGAACAUGAUGCUCGAUGGUUUGCCGGUAAUAAGGUAUGUCAGCUAUGGUGGGAUUGACAUCCAAUGGACCGGCUUCCCAAUUGGGUAUCCACUGCCGGACAGCGAUGAUGUUUACAUCAUUAAUCAUCUCAAGUUCACCAUCUUGGUGAACGAGCACAGUGACUGCGGUCAGCGGGGCUGUGACAUAAUGGAUUUUGAUGCGUCAUCCAAUGGCAUGAUCUCUGAGGGUUAUAAAGCGACGUCGCCGUUCGAGAUUGUGGGCUUCAGGGUGGUUCCUUGCAGUGUCAAGUACGACCCAGAAAACAUGCAAAGGCUCAAAAUGUAUGACAACAUUGAUCCAAUUGAAUGUCCCCUCGAUCUUGAGACAUCGCAGGUUGUGAGGGAGGACGAGAGGAUAUCCUUCACUUAUGAAGUUCAGUUCGUGAAGAGCGAUAUCGGCUGGCAGUCUCGUUGGGACAUUUAUUUGAAGCAGGGAGAUUCGAGUGUCCGUUGGUUCUCGGUACUCAAUUCUCUGAUAACCAUCCUUGUCUUAACCGGUAUUGUCUUCGCCAUAUUCCAUAAGACCAUAUCUAGGGAACUUGCAAAAUGUCGGGGACUCGAUAAGCAGGCUGAAGCACAGACUGAUGACGAGCCUUCGGGUUGGAAGCUUCUCGCCGGUGAUGCAUUCAAAGAGCCGAAUCACUCUAGGCUUCUCAGUGUGAUGGUUGGCACUGGGGUCCAAAUCGCACUGACUGGAUUUGUGACUGUAAUUAUCGCAGCCUUCGGCUUCGUACCGCCUGAUGCUCGAGGAAUGAUACUGACGUUGAUAAUAACUAUCUACUCUUGUUUGGGAAUCGUUGGCGGGUACAUUGGCGUGCGUUUGUGGAGAACGCUGAAAGGAAGUACUGAUGGUUGGAAAUUGGUCUCAUGGUUGAUCGUAUUUCUCUUUCCAGGAAUCAUCUUCAUCGUACUGGUGUCCCUCAACUUCGUAAUGUGGAACAACCGUAGCACCGCCUUUAUUUUCUCCUCCAUGUAUGUCAGAUCUUUGUUGCUCUUGUUCUGCAUUUCAGCGCCAGUCACGCUCUUGGGAGGACUCCUAGCGACCUGGGCCGAGGCCAUCCAAUAUCCAGUGAAAACUAAUCACAUUCCUAGGGAAAUCCCGGCUAGGACACUUCUCUCGUGGCUCUUAGUUCUUGAUGCUGGGAUGAUCCCAUUCGGCACGCUCUUUAUUGAACUCUUCUUCCUUCUGAGUAGCAUAUGUCUCGGUAGGUUCUACAGCGUGACGGGGACCCUCUGCCUUUGUCUUCUGUCCCUCAUUAUUCUCUGUGCUGAAACUUCCUUGAUCAUUACCUAUCGCAAUCUACAAGCCGAGGACUGGAAAUGGUGGUGGAAGUCUUUCUGUGCUUCCGGUUCGGCUUCCAUCUUUGUGUUCAUGUACAGCAUCUAUUACUUGGUUUUUGACCUGAAGGGAUUGAGCGGGACCCCAUCGGUCACAGUUUAUGUUGGUUACUCGCUCAUCGCGGCGAUAGCAUCCCUGCUAUCAACUGGUAGCAUCGGUUUCCUCGCUUCGUUCUACUUUGUGAAUGCUCUCUUCUCAUCAACAGAGAUCUGAGUAGAGUCGGCUUUUUCUGAAGUUCAUCCUCUGCUUGAGCUCCUUGCAUUCGGAAAGCUGAAGUUGCCUCGAUCCUAAUACAGGAAUGUUUUACUUUAUUAUCUAUUGCCUUGCCUUUGUCAUGUUUCGCUGUCGAAAUAAGAACGGGACUGUCGUAGAUAGCUAUUAAUGUUUCAAAGUAAUGUAUUCCUAUCUAUGGCAUAGAUUUCCACUGUCAUUUCUGUAUCAUCCGAUGAUCAAGUAUGGAGCUUUAUCGCUAACAGUCUUCUUC